AUGCCUUCGAUAACAUCAAUGAGCCUGUGUGGUGUGUUUUUUAUUUUAGGUGCCGCCUGGGCCUCCUCUGAUGAAACACGUCUGGUCAAAACCCUCUUCACUGGCUACAAUAAGGUCGUCCGUCCUGUCAAUCACUUCAAGGACUCGGUGGUUGUUACUGUGGGCCUUCAGCUCAUCCAGCUCAUCAGUGUGGAUGAGGUCAACCAGAUCGUCAGCAGCAACGUGCGACUGAAACAGCAAUGGAAAGAUGUGAAUUUGCAGUGGAACCCAGAGGAUUACAGUGGCAUCAAAAAGAUCAGAGUUCCCUCUACUGACAUUUGGCGGCCUGAUCUGGUUCUCUACAACAAUGCUGAUGGAGACUUUGCCAUCGUUCAUGAGACCAAAGUGCUGCUGGAGUACACAGGAAUGAUCACAUGGAACCCACCUGCCAUCUUCAAGAGCUACUGUGAAAUCAUUGUGCUGCAUUUCCCCUUUGACCUCCAGAACUGCAGUAUGAAGCUGGGUACCUGGACCUACGAUGGAAACUUGGUCGUUGUCAAUCCUGACAGUGACCGCCCUGAUCUGAGUAACUUUAUGGAAAGUGGAGAGUGGGUGAUGAAGGAUUUCCGCGGCUGGAAGCACUGGGUGUACUACGCUUGCUGCCCAGACACACCUUACCUGGACAUCACCUACCACUUCCUCAUGCUGCGGCUCCCACUGUACUUCAUCGUCAACGUCAUCAUCCCCUGCAUGCUCUUCUCCUUCUUGACUGGCCUUGUCUUCUAUCUUCCUACAGACUCUGGUGAAAAGAUGACUCUAAGCAUCUCUGUCUUACUGUCUCUGACUGUGUUCCUGCUGGUCAUUGUGGAGCUGAUCCCCUCUACCUCCAGCGCUGUACCACUCAUUGGGAAGUACAUGCUCUUCACCAUGGUCUUCGUCAUUGCCUCCAUCAUCAUCACUGUCAUUGUCAUCAACACCCACCACCGCUCCCCGAGCACUCACACAAUGCCGGACUGGGUUCGCAAGGUUUUUAUUGAAACCAUUCCCAACAUCAUGUUCUUCUCAACAAUGAAACGCCCAGGGAAGGAAAAUAAGAUUAAAUCUAGUAUCUAUGGUGCUGAUUUUGAUAUCUCAGACAUCUCUGGCAACCAGACCUCUUCUGUUCACUACCAGUCACCCAUCACCAAGAACCCUGAUGUCCGCAGUGCCAUUGAAGGAGUCAAGUACAUCGCAGAAACCAUGAAAUCAGAUGAGGAAUCCAACAAUGCUGCUGAAGAGUGGAAGUUUGUGGCCAUGGUGUUGGAUCAUAUUCUGCUGUGUGUGUUCAUGGCUGUCUGUCUCAUCGGCACGUUAGGUGUGUUUGCAGGCCGUCUAAUUGAGUUGAGCAUGCUCUAAGGGCAGACACCUUAUGUUUUGCCGGUUUUACUUCUCAGAUGACACGUUUGUUGCUCAAUGUGAAAUGUAUGACCUUUACUUUUGAAGCUGUAGGCUACAGUGCCUUCAGUUGCCUUGCAGCAUUCACAGUGUAUAUUACCUGUCUCUGUUUACUCUUUGGUGUUUUGGUCCUAUUUGUGUAAAGGAUCACGUUGUAUACAGUAGUACAGUAUAUCUUCAGUAUAUUUUAUGACAUAGCAGUGUUGCUUUUCUUUAUUUAGGGAAUAUAUGUGUGCAAUUUAAAUGUUGAAUUCAUUCAAAAGAAAACGUUGGAUUAUUUUCCUUGACAUGUUUAUAGGGAACAACUAAAUAAAAGGGGUUUUGUCCGUUUUUCAGGGUGAUUGAAGUGCA
Molecule: messenger RNA, 1764 nt
Organism: Sander lucioperca (pikeperch)
Lineage: Eukaryota; Metazoa; Chordata; Actinopteri; Perciformes; Percidae
Product: acetylcholine receptor subunit alpha
Exons: 8
Coding region: 1-1374 (457 amino acids)
Biological process (GO): regulation of membrane potential; nervous system process; monoatomic ion transmembrane transport
Cellular component (GO): synapse; postsynaptic membrane; neuron projection
Molecular function (GO): acetylcholine-gated monoatomic cation-selective channel activity; transmembrane signaling receptor activity
Source: RefSeq, a predicted model, not a curated record